Messenger RNA from Phycodurus eques (leafy seadragon), 3792 nucleotides. RefSeq names its product diencephalon/mesencephalon homeobox protein 1-B-like. The coding region runs from base 309 to 1607 and encodes 432 amino acids. Lineage: Eukaryota; Metazoa; Chordata; Actinopteri; Syngnathiformes; Syngnathidae. Gene Ontology annotation, molecular function: RNA polymerase II transcription regulatory region sequence-specific DNA binding; DNA-binding transcription factor activity, RNA polymerase II-specific. The transcript has 4 exons. Gene Ontology annotation, biological process: regulation of transcription by RNA polymerase II. The record is from RefSeq and is a predicted model, not a curated record.
CGCGGGAUGUUUUCAGGAUCUUUUCACAAACUCAAAAGGGAAACAUUUAAAUGACAUAUCUAUAUAUAUCUAUGUAUGUAUAUAUAUAUAUAUAUAUAUAUAUAUAUAUAGAGAGAGAGAGAGAGAGAGAGAGAGAGAUUUUUUUUUAAAACCAGUAAUGAAAAAUAUGAGGAUUUUUGACGAGACUAUUUAGGAGGACAAUAAUCGACAGUGGGUGGAGAUAUUUCAUUUUAAAAGAGAACAAAGAGGACAGAGCGGGGAAGCACUGCAAGCAGAGGCCUGACCUAGAUGCUUUCUCCCCCGAAGUCAUGCAGCACUACGGGGUCAACGGCUACUCCCUGCACGCCAUGAACUCCCUCAGUGCCAUGUACAACCUCCACCAACAGGCGGCACAGCAGGCGCAGCACGCCCCCGACUACCGGCCCUCCGUGCACGCCCUCACGCUGGCCGAAAGACUGGCUGGUAAGUAUCAGCCGCCGGUCGCGGGGCGUCAAAGUCGACCCCCCGGGGCGGCGCAGGGGGCCUCAAUUAAACGUGCCGUGUGGCUUGUUUUUCCUCUCAACGGCUGCACGUUUCAAGACAUCAUCCUGGAGGCCCGCUACGGCUCCCAGCACCGAAAGCAGCGGCGCAGCAGGACGGCCUUCACCGCCCAGCAGCUGGAGGCUCUGGAGAAGACCUUCCAGAAGACGCACUACCCGGACGUAGUCAUGCGGGAGCGUCUGGCCAUGUGCACCAACCUGCCCGAGGCGCGAGUGCAGGUGUGGUUCAAGAACCGGCGGGCCAAGUUUCGCAAGAAGCAGCGCAGCCUGCAGAAGGAGCAGCUCCAGAAGCAGAAGGAGGCGUCAGGAGCCGCCCAAGCGUCUACUGAUGAAGCCAAGGCCGAGGCCCCGCCCGCCGACGACACACACGCUACCCCGCCGCCUCCAUCCUCCGCCUCGUCCUGCCACUCCGAGUCGGACAGGCUGGCGGCGGUGAGGUCUCACGAGCCCGGCGAGACGAGCGUGGAGGUGAACGUCACUUCCCCCGAGCCGUCGGAUGGCGAAUCGGCGGUAGAGGACAACGCGGACGCGGAGGAAGACACAGUGAGGGGGGAGGCGAGGGGGAGGGCCAGGGAGGAGGCGAAAGCGCACGGGGGGACGCAGCACGGUGGAAGCUCGCCGUCCUACAAACAACUCAGCCCUACAUCGGACUCCCCCCUGAGCUCGCCCGCCCUGCCGUCCUCCAGCAGCGUGACGAGCGGCCCGGCCCAGAGCAACUCGUACGCGUCGUCGCCUCUCAGCCUCUUCCGGCUGCAGGAGCAGUUCCGGCAGCACAUGGCGGCCACCAACAACCUGGUGCACUACCCGUCCUUCGACAUGAGCGCGCCGUCCUCGCUGCCCUACUUGGGCAUGAACGUCAACAUGCCGUCCCCGCUGGGCUCGCUGCCCUGCCAGUCUUACUACCAGACGCUAUCGCAGGCCCAGCAGGUGUGGAACGGCCCGCUGCUGCCGGGGGCGUCGGGCGGCCUUCCGGGGAGCCUCAAUAGCAAGACCACCAGCAUCGAAAACCUCCGGCUGAGAGCCAAGCAGCACGCGGCCUCGCUGGGAUUGGACACGCUCCCCAACUGAAGCUGCUCCCAUGCCAAGCGCGUUCGCCCUCCGUGUUCGCCCUUCGAUCCGGGCCUGGGGACUUUGGAUCCACCCCCAUUUUCCUUAUUCAACCUCUCGCCUGUGCACAAAAACUUCACAUGGCCUUCAGAGGCCACCUCGAGUUGAACUUUCCAACUGGCCUUGUUCUUUCUAAAGGUGUCCAUCAUGAGCAUGUGUCUGCCGGGACUUAAAAGAAUCCAUUGAAAUGCAGUACAGUGAACCUUCGCUAUUCUCGGGGGAUAGGGACUGAGAGCCCUGUCAAGAUUAGCAAAAAUCUGCAAGUGACACCCCCACUAAAGAGGUUUGUAAUUACCUAUAAAUGCCACAUGAAGAUGGCAAAGCACUACUUAUUUUGAAAUGAAACUCACCUAACCUCAGUAUACAGUGGAACCUUGGUUUUUUUUCUGAUUAAGCCAUGACAAAAAGUCUGACCAUAACCACAUUUUAUGAAAAAGUAAUCAAUAUUUCCCUUAGGAAAUAAUAUAAAUCCAAUUAAUCCGUUGCAGACACCUAAACAUAUUACAAGGAACUACGAUCAAAAGUGUGUGAAAUCCAUGGUUCAGUCAGUAAGCGAUCAGCAGUGAAAACGCUUCGCUCAAGGAAGUGCCACACCCCGUAACACGGUAACGUUUGGGCGCUUAAUUCCAGGAAAUGAUUGGCAGUCAGGUGGAGGACUUUGGUACUGAUCAUUUUCAAACCAGAAAAAAAAAAACACCUGGAUGGAUGAAAACCGUGACAAAUUUUGGAGAAAAAAAAACAAUUGUCGAAAACUGAAUCUUACAAAAACUGGGGCCUUCAAAAUCAUAGGUCCCACUGUACUUCCUUGGCACUAAAAUGCUACCAUAUAGCACCAAAGCAAUACUUUUAUUGCGAUAGCCUGAGUUUAAAAAGAGCGAAUAGGUGAGUUUUUCAGCAGAUAGGUUCCCCCCAAAAAUCCAAGACUAGGCAAAUUUGCAAGGGGGGUUUACUGUAUUCUAUGCUUGGGGAUAUUGUUGUUUCCUACUCCACUUUUGCUGUUGCACAUACAGAAUAUGAAAUACUCCUUUUUUUUCUAAUACUCCUUAGCCAGAACAACUGUAUGCAUGCAAACGUCACACUGAAGCAAGGUUUACAGUUGGACCGUUGCCAGUGAGUUAAAUAGCUAUCGACACCAAACUUGGUAGAAAUAAAAGUUCCCAUUGAUCACUGUAAUCCAAGGUGUAACGCUUGUUUACUUUGAUUUUAACUUGAGCUAAAAAAAAAAAAAAAUAAAUAAAUAAAAAAUGCUUGGCAUCAUUGAUCAUAGCUUAAAGGUAACGGUAAUGAACACAUGCGUUAUUGCUCAAGGGCUCCCCCAAUUGUUGGGAAGUGAAAAUUGACUAAGAAGACCAAGCGUUGCAGUGACCAGCGAAAAAUAGCGAGUAACUGAGUCCGCUCCCGAAAAUUGUUUAGAAUUGGCUAUAUUAAGUUUAAGUGAAUUUUUUUUCAUAAAUAAAAGAAUAGUCGCCCCCCCCCCCCCAAAAAAAAUAAAAAAAUAAAUGUGAACUCGUGAAUAGUGAACCGCAAAAUGUGUGAGGGAUUACUGCAUAGAACAGAAAAUACAAGUUGUUUUUAACUCAAAUACAAAUGACUAUAUUUACAUUUGUUUCAUCUCUAAAUAAGUCAAGCAAUGAAUGUACGUACUAAACGUUGACAAAAAAAAUAAUUAAUUAAUCAUCUGUGUUGUAACCCCAUGUCUUGAAAUAAGCAUUGUCCCAUCAUUUGAGCAAACCGCAAACAGAAAAGUAACGUGAGCAUCGAUGUUAGCACAACGUUACAGGUGUCCUGGCUGGUCUACCAAAAUUAUAUACCACUAAAAAUAGGUCAUCUUGAGUCACCGUGGCAACGACAGAGACGCUGUCUAAAUACUACACCUUGUUGCUUUAAAAACAAACAAUUGCAGGACUAAAGAAGAGCAGGCAAAGUCUAUGUAUUUUAUCUCUGUACAUUUAAGAUGUGUAUCUUUCAAUUGUGUAAAUAAAAAAAAUAAAAAAAAAUAAAAAAUGAGUAAUUUAUCUGUGAAAUUUAAGGGAAUAAAUCAAGCCUGACAGGUGAGAAUAUGUUUGCGUCUUUAUUGUUGUUUGCAUUAAAUUAUAAAUGGGAGCUACGCGACAGUAGUAGAACCACACUGAAUAAAAUAUAAUAA